Molecule: messenger RNA, 1478 nt
Organism: Hyaloscypha bicolor E
Lineage: Eukaryota; Fungi; Ascomycota; Leotiomycetes; Helotiales; Hyaloscyphaceae
Product: carbohydrate esterase family 9 protein
Exons: 3
Coding region: 145-1323 (392 amino acids)
Biological process (GO): N-acetylglucosamine catabolic process
Molecular function (GO): N-acetylglucosamine-6-phosphate deacetylase activity
Source: RefSeq, a predicted model, not a curated record
CCGAAAUCAAAUAUAUAAACAGUAGAUUCGGAGUCGAGUUCAAUCAAAAUCGUUGAGAAAGGCGGAACUCGAGAGGAGAAGUUGUGCUUAUCAUUUUCUUGCCUCAAUUUAAGACUAUUGAGCGCUAAUCUAUAUCUCUCAAGAAUGGCUUCAGCAACACAAUUCAUCAAUUGCAGGCAGUGUUUAAGCGGCGCUCUCAUCUGUUCACCCCUCACCAUCGAUUCGAAUGGCCGCAUCAUUCCCAACACUCCACUACCGGAAAAUACCCAAACCAUCGACCUCAAAAACGCCAUCGUCUCACCCGGUUUCCUCGAACUACAAAUCAAUGGAGCUCUCGGAUUUCACUUCGCUCACUACGGCGAACCAGCUACUUACCAAGCAGGUGUCCAGAAAUUAGCCCAGUACCUCCCCAAGACGGGAGUCACGGGGUUCUAUCCCACAGUCCCAACCGUCUCGUCGUUGGUAUUCAAACAAGUGCUCCCAUUUCUUAAACCAGAAGAUAUCGCGUAUUCGGCAUCAGUACUUGGAGCACAUGUUGAAGGUCCAUUCCUCGCUCCGUCCAAGAAAGGAGCUCAUGAUGCAGCGAAUAUGCAUAUCCCGGCUUCUUCAUCACUCGAAAAUAUCUACGGGGAAGAGAAUCUGAAAGAUAGCAUCAGAGUACUCACACUGGCUCCUGAGUUACCUGGAGCAUUAGAACAUAUUGAGAAGUUGACGAAGGAGUAUGAUGUGAAAGUUUCAAUGGGGCACAGCGCUGCUGAUUAUCAGCAAGGGAAGGAGGGUAUGAAGGCUGGUGCGAAUCUGAUCACACAUACGUUUAAUGCAAUGAAUCCUUUGCAUCACCGGGAGCCGGGACUGCCUGGAUUGUUAUCUGAUCCUUCACCGCCAUAUUUCUCCCUGAUAGCAGAUGCAAUACACCUCCAUCCACGCGUUGUGGGGAUUGCAUAUCGAUCAUCACCAUCUCACUGUAUCCUGAUUACAGACAGCAUCGAGCUCUCAGGUCUUCCAGACGGGAUUUAUCCAGGACAUGCGCAGAUUCCUUUCAACCAGCUCAAAGAAGGGAACAAAGUGACUAUCGAGAACACGAAUACGUUGAUUGGUACUUGUAUUGGGCUGGAUGAGUGCGUCAGAAAUUUGAUGGCCUGGGCUGAGAUCCCAGUCCAGGAAGCUGUGAGGUGUGUGACGGAGAAUGUGGGACUUGCUCUAGGAUUGAAGGAUAGGGGGAGGCUUGAGGUGGGACGGAGGGGUGAUUUCGUGGUGCUUGAUGAUGAGGGCGUGGUAAAGGAGACUUGGAUUUUGGGAAAGAAGAUAGCGGCUGGAGUUUGAUAUAAGGAGAAUAGAGAAUCCCCAGAACUUUCGCUGCGAUAACAGCUGGGUGUAGAGAGUAGAAAACCGCACUUUGGAUACUGUCGAGAAUUCGACUUGAAAGCGAAUCUCGGGAUCGGGAUAUAUCAUUUUGUUGCACAUGAUAUCAAUGUUCU